This is a messenger RNA of Emericellopsis cladophorae, 1242 nucleotides long. RefSeq lists its product as uncharacterized. The transcript has 2 exons. The coding region runs from base 1 to 1242 and encodes 413 amino acids. Gene Ontology annotation, molecular function: sulfite transmembrane transporter activity. Gene Ontology annotation, cellular component: plasma membrane. The record is from RefSeq and is a predicted model, not a curated record. Gene Ontology annotation, biological process: sulfite transmembrane transport; transmembrane transport. Lineage: Eukaryota; Fungi; Ascomycota; Sordariomycetes; Hypocreales; Bionectriaceae.
AUGGGGGCCCGAACGCAGGUGACCCAGACGACGCCCGCGCGCACGGCGCUGCAACACUUCUCGACACCCUUCUUCCUCAUACCGCAGGGGACCGGCAUCACCGCCGUCAUCCUCCACGAGAUACAGUACCAGUUCACCGGCCUCCAGACCAUCUCCGUCGUCUUCUGGAUGAUCAACAUUGUCACCCUCCUGCUCUUCAGCCUCAUCCUCUUCUCGCGCAUCGUCCUCGAACCCAAGGCCUUCUUCCGCGGCGUCGGCACCGACCCCUCGCAGGCGUCAUGCCUCGCCAGCAUCAGCGUCUCCUUCACCGUCUCGGUCAUGAUGGUCUCGCUCGUGGUCGUGCCGAGCUGGGGCGGUAGGAGUUGGGCGAACGCUGUUUAUGCGAUGUGGUGGGUGGCCGCGGGCCUCGCGACAGCGUGCUGCGUCGGCGUCCCGCUCCUCUUCCUCAAGGCUAUACGGGCGCAGGGCGGCUUCGUGGAGAGCCUGACGCCGACGACGCAGCUGCCCAUCAUUGCCGCGCUGACAGCGGCAGCGGGGGCGGGCACCAUAGCGAGCUCGGCUUCGGCUCAUUUGGAGCGCGACCAGCUUGUCCCCAUGCUCAUCAUGGGGUUCCUCCUCGUCGGCCUGGCGCUGCCGCUCGCCGUCAUGCUGGACGUCCUGUUCCUGAUACGCAUGCUCCAGCCGCACGAGGGGAAUACGGCCGGACCGCUGCCAGCCACACUCAUCUACACGGACAUGGUGCUCUGUGGUCCGUGGGGUCAGGCCAGCUUUGCCCUGCAGUCGCUGGGCCAAGCCAUGACCAAGUUGAAGCCCAUCUCGGGCCCCUAUCCGUCACCAGAAUCCGCCGUCUUUGUGUCGCAGCAGGCUGUCGCGCCCAUUGGCUAUGCCAGCAUGCUGGGUGGCAUUGUCGCCUGGGGCCAGGCCACCUUUUGGUGGACGUUUGCCGUCUUCUGCAUCGGGCGCGUGAUUCUCAAGGUGAUCAGGAAGCGUGAGCCGUUUCCUUUUGCUAUCCCAUCCUGGUCGAUUGUGUUUCCCUGGGGUGUUUACACCAACUCCACUGUCCAGCUGGGCAAGCUCCUCGACUCGCCGGUGUGCAGGGUAUGGUCUACGAUUUUGGUCAUCGUUCUGGUCAUCCUGUGGCUCACCUGCUCUGCGUUGACGCUGCGCGGCGUGUUUCGAGGGACAUUGCUGGGGCUGCGCAAGGGCUGGAAAGUGGCGCCGGCUCAAAAUGGAGCAGCGUGA